Messenger RNA from Propithecus coquereli (Coquerel's sifaka), 1710 nucleotides. RefSeq names its product family with sequence similarity 210, member A (gene MIMS1). The transcript has 5 exons. Gene Ontology annotation, cellular component: mitochondrion. The record is from RefSeq and is a predicted model, not a curated record. Bases 425 to 1243 code for a protein of 272 amino acids. NCBI's taxonomy places the organism in Eukaryota, Metazoa, Chordata, Mammalia, Primates, Indriidae.
GCGGGCCCCGGCAGUCGCGAGCACGUUGCUAGUGGGUGCGGCUGGCGGGGCCGGGGGCGGUAGGGGGCGAGCGUCCGCCUGAGGCCCCCGGGUUCCGGCGCCCUCUCCCACGUUCCGCCAGGUCGCUCUCCUGAGUGACACCGCCGUGGUAUCCGAGUAGCUGUCGUCCGGCCUGUGCGGAGGGAAGCGGUGUCGGUCCCGACGUCCUAAUAGUCUUUUUUGCCAGGAGAAGCAAUCCUUUGACCUCCGCUUGAAGAGGUUACCCCUGCUUUGCCUGAAGAAUGUGUAAUGACCUCCCUCGGGAUAAUUGGCUUGCAAGACACUGCUGGUUCAGGACCUACCCCACCACCCCUCUUUGCUAGACUCAAGUCCCGCAGAUCCUGAAAGUCUCUAUAGAAGCUGAAAUCUAUCACCAUUCUUCAAAAUGCAAUGGAAUAUACCACGGGCUGCAUCUCGACUGGCACACAGGACAUGCUUAGAACCACAUAAAGCUGGUGUUUUUGGACACUGUCAAAACAUAAACGGACCAUUACUUUUGCAUAAUGCUGAAUCCAAAGCCGUUUUGGUUCGAGGCCCUCAGAGACAGUGGUUGCACUUAUCUGCCGCCCAGUGUAUUGCAAUGGAAAGGAGGCCCUGGGAAGCUCAUCCACCCCGUCCUGCGGUCCUUCACCAUAAACAGUGGAAGCAAGAUGUUUUAUCCAAGAGGGUUUUAUCUUCCAGUGCCCCAGCCCAAGGAACUCCGGAAAAAAAGGAAGAGCCUGAUCCUUUACAAGACAAAUCUAUUAGUCUGUAUCAGCGAUUUAAGAAAACAUUUAGACAAUAUGGAAAAGUUUUGAUUCCAGUGCAUCUAAUAACUUCUUGUGUUUGGUUUGGAACAUUUUAUUAUGCAGCCCUAAAAGGAGUGAACGUCGUUCCUUUUCUGGAACUCAUUGGGUUACCUGACAGUGUGGUAAACAUCCUUAAAAAUUCCCAGAGUGGAAACGCAAUAACAGCAUAUGCCAUGUUUAAGAUUGCAACGCCUGCCCGAUACACUGCGACCCUGGGAGGAACAUCCGUUACUGUAAAGUAUUUGCGCAGUCACGGCUACAUGUCGACACCACCACCUGUUAAGGAGUAUCUGCAGGACCGGAUGGAAGAGACAAAGGAGCUCAUCACAGAGAAGAUGGAAGAAACGAAGGACAGACUUACUGAGAAGUUACAAGAAACCAAAGAAAAAGUUUCUUUUAAGAAAAAAGUGGAAUAGGGUGCCUUAUAUAACACAGUAUAGAAAAUUCCUACACUUUAACCCCUUGGAAACUGGGCAAAGAUGUAUGCUUCUGAUUAUUUUUUGGUUAGUUGCCUAAAUAUGCUAGUCCUCUGAGGGUUAAAGAACUAAGAUACCUUUUUAAAGUUAAAUAUUACUAGGAAAAUCAGUGUUUUUUGAAAAGAAGAAGAAUUUCAUAUCAGUGGCAGCAUUAAGCAGUGGUUAAUGUCUUAUAUGUCAGAGUUCUUUUUCAAGGUCUUCAGAAUCAUAUUUGCUUCGUGUUUUGUUGCCAGUGUCAGUUCUUAAUGUGGAGACAAACUAGCAUCAUCAAAACUGCCUGUGAAUAAGAGGGUAUUUAGUCUAUAAAAACAGUAUAUAAGUUAAAUACAGUUAAAAUACAGACCUUAUAUGACAAAAGUUGAAUACAAAUUCAGCCAUAUAUAUGUAAAUAAGAUGUAUUAGUUAUA